GGGUUUGGGGACCAGAGUUUGCCAGCCAUCGUAGGGUCCUGGCUUGCGAUCCUCGCUCCCCUGGCAUCCACACUCUCGUUUGCACCUCCUCCUCCACGGGGACCACUUGCUGGGAGAUGGCUGCGCUGCUGCGGGGCAAGGACUCAUCGCGCUGCCUGCUCCUACUGGCCGCGGUGCUGAUGGUGGAGAGCUCACAGCUGGGCAGCUCGCGGGCCAAACUCAACUCCAUCAAGUCCUCUCUGGGCGGGGAGACGCCUGCCCAAGCAGCCAAUCGAUCUGCGGGCAUAUACCAAGGACUGGCUUUCGGCGGCAGUAAGAAGGGCAAAAACCUGGGGCAGGCCUACCCUUGCAGCAGUGAUAAGGAAUGUGAAGUCGGGCGGUAUUGCCACAGUCCUCACCAGGGAUCGUCAGCCUGCAUGGUGUGUAGGAGGAAAAAGAAGCGCUGCCAUAGAGAUGGCAUGUGUUGCCCUGGUACCCGUUGCAAUAAUGGCAUCUGCAUCCCAGUGACUGAGAGCAUCUUAACUGCGCACAUACCCGCUCUGGAUGGCACUCGACACCGAGAUAGAAACCAAGGUCACUACUCAAACCAUGACUUGGGAUGGCAGAAUCUCGGAAGACCACAUUCCAAGAUGUCACACAUCAAAGGGCAUGAGGGAGACCCCUGUCUGCGAUCUACAGACUGCAUCGAAGGGUUUUGCUGUGCCCGUCACUUCUGGACCAAGAUCUGCAAGCCAGUUCUCCAUCAGGGGGAAGUCUGUACCAAACAGCGCAAGAAGGGCUCGCAUGGCCUGGAGAUUUUCCAGCGGUGCGACUGUGCGAAGGGCCUCGCCUGCAAAGUGUGGAAAGACGCCACCUACGCUUCCAAAGCCAGGCUGCACGUGUGUCAGAAAAUCUGAUCCCCCGCGGGGGCGCAGCCAGCCGACUGUGGAUUUGUGUGUGGAAUGCAUGAUAGCAGGGUGCAAAAUAAGGGCCGGAACUCAUCAAAUGUGCAGGCUUAGGCCUGUGGGAAGAAGACAGGUUACAGAAAGAGAGAACCGAGUGAUUGAGAAUGGAUGACAAAUGCAGUGUGUUUCCAUUAUGCAACUUGUUGAUGUAAAUAAUGUACACAUUUGUGGAAAUGCUUUUUUUCCCCCAGCACACAGUGGGAUUCCUGAGGACAACCGUGUGACUUUCCAGUCACUUAGGUGGUGCUGAAAGAUAGAUUUCCUUCAGGCCGCUGAUUGCCUAUGAAAGUAACCUAAAAGCCAUAUUUCUAUUCAAAGUUAUAGUUUUAACAAAAUAUUUUUGCAGUAUACCUUGGAAUAUUAUAGGCUUUAAAGUGAGAAAAUACGUGGUGAACAUCAUAUAAAAGCAUAGAGCAGAGUUCAUUAGCAAUGAAGAAUCACAUUUUAAUUUAGAAUAUUAUUUCUACUGUGUUGAAAGGCCUUGAUAGGCAAGGGGGGGGCAUAGUGAGGAAAGACAGCAGUUUCUAUUCUCCAAUAUUCUCUGAAUAAUUUCAAAAUAAUGGCAAAUCUUACAUAUAUGUGUUUGUAUAUCUCUAUGUGAAGAUAUAGAUAUGAGCCCACAAAAACGUUUUUGCCUCAAAUGGUUUAUUUACAUUAAAAUCAUUUAAAUCUCUAAUUAAUAAAGCAUCACUGAUAUUGACUCAUAGAGACCCGAUUUGACUCAUGGAGACCCUAUAGGACAGAGUAGAACUGUCCCCAUGUGUUUCCAAGACUAGAAAUCUUUAUGGGAAUAGAAUGUUUCAUUUUACCCCUUGGGGUGGAUGCUGAGUCUGAACUGCUAACCUUGCCAUUAGCAGUCCAAUUGUAACCCACGACACUGUCAGGGCAUCUCAAAAUCAAUAAAAACUGGAAUAAUUAGACAAAGAUAGUCAACUUCAAAAAAAUCGAUGUUGCUUCUCUCUUGAUGGUAUGCAAUUCUUACCCUGAGUAUACUUUAGUUACCAAAGUAAACCCUUACUUGUGAACUGCAAUGCAUGAAUGGACACAGAAUUUUCACAGAUGGAUACAAAUUUCAAGAUCUCCAAAAUAUGAGUAGGAAAAAAGCUAAUAAAUUUGCUCUUGUUUGUUUUUUAAGCUUUGGUAUUCCCAACAUUUUGAUAUAACUAGACUGGCAAAUAUAUUUAAGCUUACAGAUUUAGCAGUAAAACUGAUAAAAAAGACUUGAGACAUAUCUGUCCUGCAAGAAAGUAGAACAAACAUUUUUCCUGGAAUCAGGUCUGACAGAAUGUUGAUUUUAGGUAGGAAACACAAUCAAAUUCUACAUCAUCCAGUUGGAAGUUUUCUAUGAGAUUUGCUGUCACAAUAUUUACAAUACAGGUUUAGCUCAAUAUGAGAUUGCUUGCCAGUUUUGUCUUCAAAAUAUUUAUUUUGCAUCUUUGCCAUACUGAAAUCAUCUGACCAUGAAGAGGCCUCAUGAAGUGGACUUCAUGGUUAACGUAGUGCAUACACAUUCUAUUGUGUGCCCGAAGCUUCUUGGCCUGCACCACUCUCUGAGCAACAGCCAUGUUAUUGCCAAAGAUACCAUUUCUAUCUUCCGCCUUCAUUGAGAUUCAAAAAUAGAAAUGAAAUAAUUUGUAACAUCUGCAUAUCAUUAAUCUAUAGAAACCACAGUGCCUUGAAACUAUUUUUAUUAUGAUUUUUUACAUUAUUCAGUUUUAAAUAUUUUGUCUAGCGCAUAAGUGACAACAAGGUUAUCUUGUAGUUGUUCUUUUCGACCCUAUGUUUAUUUGUUUAUUUUGAUAGACCAGAAUUCACUUGUUAAUUCUCUUCCUUAAUUUUAUCUGCUAUGCAAAGUUCCAGUUCUCAUAAUAGAAAUUGAAACUGAGUCUGAAUAUAUAUGAAGAAUUUCAGUUCCCCACACACAUUUACUAGGAUGAUUAAAAUUGUGUUUCCAACACAUGUCUACUUAAAAAAAAAAGAAAAAAGUAAGCUGAUCUUCCCCCAAGCUCAACUUUAUACAAACAGGUUUCUCUAAACUGAAGAGACACAAACACAGGCCAUUUCAAUCAAACAUUUCCUAUACUGCAAUGAUCUUUAUAAUCUUCUCUGCACUAUUUUCCUUAUGUUUGUUCACUCCUUCAAAAUUAUUAUUUGAAGUAAUUUAUUUACAGGAAAUGCUAAUGAGAUGUAUUUUCUUAUAGAGAUAUUUCUUACAGAAAGCUUUGUAGCAGAAUAUA
Molecule: messenger RNA, 3181 nt
Organism: Echinops telfairi (small Madagascar hedgehog)
Lineage: Eukaryota; Metazoa; Chordata; Mammalia; Afrosoricida; Tenrecidae
Gene: DKK2
Product: dickkopf WNT signaling pathway inhibitor 2
Exons: 4
Coding region: 117-896 (259 amino acids)
Biological process (GO): multicellular organism development; negative regulation of canonical Wnt signaling pathway
Cellular component (GO): extracellular region
Molecular function (GO): receptor antagonist activity; co-receptor binding
Source: RefSeq, a predicted model, not a curated record